Messenger RNA from Arabidopsis lyrata subsp. lyrata, 1743 nucleotides. RefSeq names its product putative F-box protein At1g58090. Gene Ontology annotation, molecular function: protein binding. Bases 21 to 1139 code for a protein of 372 amino acids. The record is from RefSeq and is a predicted model, not a curated record. The transcript has a single exon. NCBI's taxonomy places the organism in Eukaryota, Viridiplantae, Streptophyta, Magnoliopsida, Brassicales, Brassicaceae.
CCUUGACAAACAAAACCCUAAUGGUGGCGAGAAAGCUUCCAUUAGAUCUGGAAGAAGAGAUACUCUUUCGAGUUCCACCUCGAUCUCUCCUUCGCUUCAGAUCCGUUUGCAGAGAAUGGAACACUCUUUUCCACAAUAAGAGAUUCAUCAACAAAAACUUUGCUUCCGGUCGCCCAGAAUUCAUGUUAAAGACACAUUCCCAUCUUUAUUCAAUAAGCGUCGAUCUCAACGAAAAUCCAACUAUAAAGGUGCGUGAUUUACGCUUUGAUCAUUUACGCGGUCGCCGUUAUCAUCUCCAUGGGACCUGCGAUGGUUAUUUUUUCAUGUAUGACUUUCAUAAAGGAGGUGGAGGCGUGGUUUCGAACCCGUUGUUGAGACAUACUAAAUGGAUUGCCAAGGCUGAGUAUAUAUGUGGCAGGGGCAUGGGUUACGAUGGUAGUAGACCCGAAAAGAGUUACAAGAUUAUUGGGAUGUCGGAAUGUCAUUCGUGGGAUGGAAUUACUACGACAUAUUCAGUAGCCGAAUUUGCAACCAAUGCGUGGAAGGUUACUGAUCAUACCCGUUUUAAAGAAGAGCUAGAGUUAAUAAGCGAAACGUGUGAUAAUGGUAGGGUCUCCCUGAAUGGAAAUUUGUACUGGACAGCUUAUACUUAUCCCCAAACUGGUCAGUAUUUCAUCCUAAUGCUCGAUUUUUCGAAAGAGAUAGAAAUGUGUCAAAAGACCUUUUGUGUUUUACCGUGUAAGGGGAAAAAAAGUACUACACAUACUCGUAUUCUCUCGAUUUACAAGGGAGAUCGGUUUUCAGUGUUAGAACAAUCCAAAAAAACAAGAGAGAUUGAGAUUUGGGUGACAAAGGAUAAAAUUGGUAACGGGGAUGAUGGAGACCAUGUGGUGUGGAUUAAGUUCAUGACUUUCUCAAUACCUGACUUCCCCAUGUUACUUUGUAACAGCCCUGCAAGAUACUUCGUGGAUAAUAAUAUAUAUGGAAAGAGCUUUGUUCUGUGUUGUCCAAGCAAGAGACCUAAAGCAGCUUGGGUGUAUAUUGUGAGGGGAGAUAUGUGCAAAAAGAUUAAGAUAGAUCAAGUGCUGUGUGAGUUUGAGUCCUCUGUCUAUGUUCCAAGUUUGAUCACCAUUCCUUGAGAGACUUUCGCUAAAGCAAGUGAACAAGAAGAUCUUUUACAAGUUUGAUUUCAAUUGUUGCUUUCUUGUUUUAUUUUAUUUAUUUAAUAAAAACUUUUGCAAGUUUUAUUUCCACAAUUUGUUUGGCCCUUCGUGAGCCUGGGAAGAUAUUCAAAGUCGUUUCCCUACUCCGAUUUUAGCUUUUUGGUUCUUUCGAACAACUCCAUAUGUUUUUUUUUAAACAAAGGAAUGAUCUAUAUAUGGUCGUGCUUUGACACCCUACUUGGAAAUUCAUGCAACCAUUUCAUCAAUGUUGUAUAUGAUCCAACAGUUCUGCUCAGUAAAAAGGGAACAUGGCUCUGCAAAUUUUUGGCGUCGGUGGUUUCCUUUGAGUCUAAAUACACAUAGUACUAGUGGUAUAGCACUUGUGGGAUUUCAAAUAUUUCUAUUAAACUUCUUUGCAAGGACUAAAGAGUCAAGAUCACGGAAGUUAUCUUCUCUAGUAGGUACAAUUAAUUGAAUGUUUGAUGUUCAGAAUCCAUACUAGUGGUUCACCUCUUGUGGGAUUUCAAAUAUUAUCUGGAUCACAAAAAUCCAUGAUAGACGAUUUUUUCGUAAACCAUGC